AUGUAUGAACCCGUUGAGAAAAAGGUCCACAAUUUUAUAGAUGUGGAGUUUAAGGAAGACCAUUGUGACAAUUGGGAGGAAGUUGAAGAAAAUGAGAAACAUGCUCAAUGGAAGGAGGGUGAUGUGAGAGAAGAAUUGAUCAUGUACCCUGAAGUGCCUCUGGCAAUGAGGAUGUCUAGUCAUCUUCUGUUUGGAAUUGUUCGAAUACACGCCCAACAAGUGGAGUCUCUUCUUAGAGACUCCAAUACUCUCCUGAUAGAGAUACGGAAUGCUUUUACUUCAACAGACCUGAUGAAUCUGAGUCAUGCAACAUUCGGGUCUGUCUUGCCUGACAAGUUCAAACUUGAUUCCUUAGACAUUGAUACUGAUUUCAGUGAGAGUUCUUGGGACAAUCAUCUGAAGGACACCAAAGAAAUAACCCUUGAAGAUUAUUCUGGCACACUUGUGGGUGCAACUCUCGGUGCUGAACACUGUGAUCCUUCUAAUCGCCAGCUGAGAGCUGCAUUGCUAAGUUACAAUGAUGGUUAUCCAAGUUAUCAAGGAACUGAAAUCAUGCGUGAGGCAGCUUUCUUUCAGUAUGCUUCUGAAAUGGAUCUCUUUUGCCCAGACCAAAGGGAAGACAGAUUGGAACCAGAUUGGGAUCUGAUGAAAAUCUUGGAAAAAACAGAAGCCGAUAAUUUAGGUGUUGAGUUAGUUCCAGCAGCUUCUCCUCUUUCAUCUCAACAACACCAACAGCCAAUUUCUAUUUUAUCAGAAGAGACUCCGGAAUUUUUGGACCCUGACAGUGAUUACGGAUGGGCAUCACCUACCUUGCAGAUUCCUUCAAUUCCUCAGCCUCAGCAGACCCUUCCCAAAGAAAUGAUAAGCCAUCAAUAUGAUAUUAACACAACAAUUCUGAGUGACAAGUUUAUGAAGAAAAGGAUGGCUGAUUCCAGCAGCAUCCUGCGUCCAAGAAAGAAUUUCCGACGAGACCCUCUGGGCAGGUGGAGGCAGAACAAAAGAAUCAGAAAAGAUGCUGUAUUUUUUGAGCCUUUGUUAACUGGGUUGGGCAGUGACCUCUGUGAGGCAUACCGGAAAGACUUCAUUUGCGGAAAACCUUAUUUAUGUGCUCCGGUCAAUGUUGACAACAUGGAAAUUGACCAUGAAAUAUCAACGGAAAACAAUUCCCCGAAUAGGGUUUGGUAUUCUCCCAUCGAGUUCACUCCUUCUCCAACUGGAGGACAUGCCCUUGGGGGUGAUACCAGCUCAUUGAUUGAUCAAGUGGAGCCAACCAACUGGGACAGCACACGGGUCCAUGAAAAAUACGCUGCUACACCAGGGUCUAACGAAAUAACGGCGUCUUUGAAGGGCACACCGGGUGAAGGUCCAUAUAAUCCAGAAAUCAGGACUUCUUGUGAUGGCGAAUUAUCUUUUUUGGCAGAGGAUGAUAAUAAUUCACAAGGGCCACAGCAAACCACUCCUGGCUACUCCUCGUGGAAAUCAGAAGGUGAACCACUAUCUGCAAGGACGAGAUCUGUGGCUCGAUUCCUUAAGGACAGAUCAUCAGUCACUCCGGUCAUUGAAAGAGACCACCAAUCCAUAAAUGUUAGUCUGGAUACGAUCUUAGAAGGAAAAAGAAGGAAAGUUUGUGCUCGAAUGGUCUUUGAGACGCUUGUUUUAAAGACUUGUAGCCUUGUAGAUGUCAAGCAAGAAAAUCCAUACGGUGACGUCGUUUUGACGGUGACGCCAAAACUUUCCAAAGAACUAUUUUCCAUCUGA
Daucus carota subsp. sativus is the source of this 1758-nucleotide messenger RNA. RefSeq names its product sister chromatid cohesion 1 protein 3. Lineage: Eukaryota; Viridiplantae; Streptophyta; Magnoliopsida; Apiales; Apiaceae. Gene Ontology annotation, biological process: sister chromatid cohesion; replication-born double-strand break repair via sister chromatid exchange. The record is from RefSeq and is a predicted model, not a curated record. Gene Ontology annotation, molecular function: protein binding; chromatin binding. Bases 1 to 1758 code for a protein of 585 amino acids. Gene Ontology annotation, cellular component: cohesin complex. The transcript is spliced from 11 exons.